AUGUCGCCUCUAAUUCCUCGCUUACAUCUCUUUGAGAUUGACGACCAAUCCUGGUUCCAUCCAUAUCUGCGCGCCCGUGUCCAAGAUGGCCUCAUGCACGCCUGGACCUUUAGCCUGCCAUUUCUCUGGUCCAGCAGCCCUGCAACGCUGGUAGCCAGUAUCCUCCAGCGCACGCUUGGCUCGCUGGUCUCGCAAUACACGUUUAUCGACUUUUGCGCCGGCGCCGGAGGGCCUACGCCGUUUAUCGAAAAGGCCCUCAAUGCCUCGCUGUCGCGCGCGUCGUCAUCCUCGGUCCUGCCGCCGCCCUCGACCACGGACGCCGCCUCGAGGGUGACGCCCUCGUACGCCGACAUGGCGGGCAGAGACAGCAACGGUUCGGCAAAUGCGGGACAAGGAGAGGGCUCGGACUCGAGAGCCGUCGACUUUGUCCUCACGGACCUGCACCCACAUCCCAGCUCGUGGGCGCAAAUCGCCGCCGCCUCCAAGCACGUCACCUACGUACCGUUUCCCGUCGACGCCUCGGACGCCCCCGAGGGCCUGAUCCAAAAGUACAAGGCGCGGGGCCGUCGCGUGUUUCGACUCUUCAACCUGGCCUUUCACCACUUUGACGACCCGUUGGCGCGCGCCAUUCUCAAGAACACGGUCGAGACGAGCGACGGCUUUGGCAUCUUUGAAAUGCAGGACCGCAGUUUUGGUAGUCUGGUCACCUGCUUCAUGUACGGCUUCUUCAUUAUGCUCUGCGCCCCCUUCUUUUACUGGUGGAGUCCCAUUCGCCUCUUUUUCGUCUACGCCAUGCCGAUUGUGCCCUUUGUGCUCGUCUUUGACGGCAUCGUUUCGAGCCUGCGAACGAGAACGCCCGAGGAGGUCGAAAUCCUGUUGCGAACGUGUGGAGCUGAUACGAGCGAAUGGGAGAUCAAGAGUGGUCGGGAGAGGUUCUUGUGGCCAACGGGGUACCUGAAUUGGAUUGUGUGCACCAAGAAAUCAUCAUGA
Messenger RNA from Pestalotiopsis fici W106-1, 990 nucleotides. RefSeq lists its product as uncharacterized. The transcript has 2 exons. NCBI's taxonomy places the organism in Eukaryota, Fungi, Ascomycota, Sordariomycetes, Amphisphaeriales, Sporocadaceae. The record is from RefSeq and is a predicted model, not a curated record. Bases 1 to 990 code for a protein of 329 amino acids.